AUGGAAACUCCUAAUUCUUGCCUCUGGUCGAAACUCCCUAUUGACAUCGUGACAUAUCUGUUGGAGCGUUUGAGUCUUUUGGAUUUCCACCGCGCUAAGUUGGUGUGUUCGAAUUGGUAUGUGUGCUCGAAACAAACGGCGCGACCAAAAUACGGAUCUCCGCUGCUGAUGCUGUCUCCAGAAGGGGAUGGUUGUUGUAUAUACAGCCCAGACGAAGAUAGGUUUUACGAGACAAAGAUAGACUUUUCAGGGAUUCGAAUCCUUGCAAGCUCAGGUAAGUGGUUCCUGGUGGCAGAUUCUCGAUUAACACUCUUUAUUAUAGAUGUGUUUGGCGCUAAGAGGAUCGAUCUUCCACCUCUAGAGUCAAUCAAGGGUGGCCGUUUUAGACUCGAGCGAGUAGGAGAUAAUAGUUUCAAGGAGAGAUUAGAUAAUAAUAGUGCACCGUUUUUUUUUUUUCAGACAUCCGGAGAUCUGAGAGGUUUUUUAUGGGUAGACGAUAAAAAGGAAUUAGAGUACGUUGUUGUGUGGUAUAUUAGAAACAGUGUUUCUAGUCGUUUAGGCUUUUGCAAGAACGGACAAGAUCAUUACCGAGAGAUUUCAACAAAGGAAUUUGAGAUUUCUGAUAUGGUACUCAAUGGUUACAUGCUUUACGUCCUUACGGACCGUGACUACAUCCGAGUGCUGGAUUUGUCUGGAAAAGAAGUUUUCAAGGAAUUGUCUCCGAGUGAUAAAAUACAAAUGCAUGAGCUAGGUCGAAAGAGCGGUGAAACCACAGAUGAUAUCAAAAUCUCAGCUAGCAAUAAUAUUGUUGUUACAACAUCAGGAGAGGUUUUUUUGGUACGUAGCGUCCGCUACAAGUCAAGUAGGGUUACCUUCCGCCUCUACAAGAGGGAUCUUAAUCCAUACCCGAAUGGUCGUUUUCGUCUCUCCUCCACCAAGCUUGUUGAGGUUGAUUCUCUAGGUAAUGAGGCGCUCUCUAUGGAUUUGGGUAUCACCGUCCCUGCUGAUCAUACUCUUGGUAUCCAGCCAAAUUCUAUCUAUUUCACCCGUCAUGACCGUAUGUGUCGUAAACCUAAAAGUUACCGGGUGAGUCCACCCCCGAAUAUAUGUGUGUUCAAUCUGGAAACAAAGACCCUUAAACACUUCUCUGCUCUCUCCAACUUAAAGCUUAAGGAUGCUCUAUGGUUUUUCCCGUCUUAG
Molecule: messenger RNA, 1200 nt
Organism: Microthlaspi erraticum
Lineage: Eukaryota; Viridiplantae; Streptophyta; Magnoliopsida; Brassicales; Brassicaceae
Source: the annotation of a GenBank genome assembly